AAUUCUAAAAUUGAAAAUUAUCUUGUGACUGCCUUGCGUCCUUCAUUUGUUUUAAUUAAUUAAUUAAAAUGGCCAGUGCAGUCGCUAAGGUGCCGACUCUUAUUAAUACUGCCAUCACUCAGGCGAGGCCAAAAUUAAAUAUUUUUAUGAAAUAUGCUCGCGUUGAACUUGCUCCACCCAAGCUAAGUGAGCUGCCUCAGAUUAGACAAGGCAUCGGUAAUCUGAUCACAAGUGCUAAGACAGGAGCAUGGAAAAGGCAAACAGUCAAAGAGGCCACACUAAAUGUUCUGGUUGGAGCUGAAGUCAUCUUCUGGUUCUACAUUGGUGAAUGCAUUGGCAAACGUCACCUUGUUGGAUACGAUGUUUAAAUUUUUAAUUUAAGAAUAAAUCUGUAGAAAUUAUGCAAACGUCAAUAAAUAAUUGAUUAAA
Molecule: messenger RNA, 429 nt
Organism: Bombyx mori (domestic silkworm)
Lineage: Eukaryota; Metazoa; Arthropoda; Insecta; Lepidoptera; Bombycidae
Gene: ATPsynG
Product: H+ transporting ATP synthase subunit g
Exons: 2
Coding region: 69-368 (99 amino acids)
Biological process (GO): proton motive force-driven ATP synthesis
Molecular function (GO): proton-transporting ATP synthase activity, rotational mechanism
Source: RefSeq, marked provisional